Nerophis lumbriciformis (worm pipefish) is the source of this 3319-nucleotide messenger RNA. It is a transcript of the gene ccnjl, whose product is annotated as cyclin J-like. The record is from RefSeq and is a predicted model, not a curated record. Lineage: Eukaryota; Metazoa; Chordata; Actinopteri; Syngnathiformes; Syngnathidae.
CGAGUCACUUUGUAGCAGCCGGGAGAAAAGCACCGAGAAAAAGUCCAAACAAAGCGGGCGAAACGUGCUGAUGCUUGGAUUCGGCGUCAGCGGCGUUUGCGCUGACUGGUUAAAGUUCUCUUAACCGGCCUUUUUUUUUUUUUUUUUUUUUCUACCAAAAAAAAAAAAAAAAGAGGGCUUUUCCCCUCAAAGUUACGCCGUAGCGGAGUCGUCUCGGUCAGGAUGUCGGACUGAGACAAAGAGGUCUGCGGGCAUCGCCGUCGCAGCGGAGGUACAACUCGAUUCUGGAAGUCUUCUCUGGAUGGGAAAAAAUGGAAAGGGAGUUGCAAUGGUGGAAAGGACAGCUAGCUGCAGACAUCCAUCAAUCCCUCCGCAUCAAGGAGUUAAAGUUACCAGUCUACCGAGCACAUUCGCCGCAGAUUGGCAUGCGUCGCUACUUUGCAGACUUGUUGGCCAUCCUGAGCAAUCGCUACCAGCUAUGUCCCACGGCACGCCACCUCGCCGUCUACCUACUCGACCUCUUCAUGGACCACUACGAUGUAGCCAUUAAGCAGCUCUAUGUCAUCGCCCUGUCCUGUCUGCUAUUAGCAAGUAAAUUUGAAGAGAAGGAGGACCGAGUACCCAAACUGGAACAACUGAAUUCACUGGGCUUUAUGCGUAAUUUCAACUUGGUUCUCAACAAGAAGGAUCUGAUAAAAAUGGAGCUGCUGCUGCUAGAGACCUUUGGCUGGAAUCUCUGUAUGCCCACACCUGCCCACUUCAUCGACUACUACCUCAAUGCCUCGGUGCAGGAGGGCGACUUGUACAACGGCUGGCCCUUGUCCUCAAUCUCUAAGACCAAGGCUUUCAUGGACAAAUACACUCACUACUUUCUGGAAGUUUCACUGCAAGAUCACACUUUCCUAAGUUUCCGACCAUCCCAAGUUGCUGCUGCUUGUGUGGCAGCGUCGCGUAUUUGCCUACAGAUUUCCCCAAGCUGGACUACUGCCCUGCAUCUACUGACCGGCUACACCUGGGACCACCUCACUCAGUGCAUUGAACUCAUGUUGAUUGCUCACGACAACGACGUCAAAGAGGCCAACAAAGCAAAGUCCACUCCUCCGCACCGAGCUUCCUCUCUGCAGCCUCAGACCCAGAUCUCUCACCUGUCCCCGGCGUCGGCCAUACAGAGACCGGCUUCUUCGUCCUCCUCCACCUCCACCACCCCGCAGCUGCUCUUUCAGCCGGAACGCUUCCCACACCUCAGCCAACAUUCCUCCUCGCUGUCCCAGCUGCAAGCGCUCGCCGACUCCCAGGCUCUGGGGCCCGUGGUGAACGUGCCUCAGGACUUUCUUCAAAGCCACCGGAUGGGUCUCCUCACCGGGGCCUCUUGCGUGGCGGCCGGGGGCGGAUUCCCCUCCUACCCGAGUCUGACCGCCGGCCUGCAGCCGGGGGCCCGCGCUCUACCGCUCCCGGGCCCCAUAUCGGUUCAGAUGGCCCUCGCCGGGGAAGCGCGCCACUGCCUGAGCGUGGCCUACACGGGGGGUUACCUGGGGGCCCAUCACACGUUCGCGGCGGGCUGCUUCGACAGGUGACGCCAGGAGACGGAGAGGGAGCGGCCACACGGGCGCACCGCAGCGCUCCCGCCCUUGCUUCCUCUUGCGGAUCUCUCCUCCCUCUCCGUCGGCACGGCAACGCCCUCAGCAUGUCCAGCCCUCUCACAAAGACGCCUCAAACGCAAGCAGAGGUCCAAAGGCAAGAGGGAGCCAGUGGAAGUCAUCACUCUGACAUGACACUGUGAGACGAUCCUGAUAUCACUGUGAGACGAUCCUGAUAUCACUGUGAACGCGAGGCAACACUGGUGCACAAAACACAGCAAAUCUGUGAAAAGGAUAUUUUGCUGCUUUGAUAUAUUUUUCUACUAAUUCUACCAAAAUAACCGCAGGCAAAAAAAAACCCUGGCCGUCGUUCUGCCAUGUUGAGGAAAUGUGCGCCUCUGAAUGUCAGCAAACAUUGAUUUAACGCGUGUUGUCGGCGUCAGGCCCCCCGGGGGGCCCUCUGGGAAUUCCUCACCGCAUUAGUCCUGGGAGGGGUGGAAGAAUCCCUUGUUUUGGUGCACAGCUUAGCUUUUUUUUUUACCCUCUCUGUGCCUUCAAGAAUCUUCCGUCUCCAAAGCCGAGCCAUGUGGCGCGCGAGGAGAAGCCCGUUUUAGCGCGUCUCCGGGCGCCACUCAAAGAAUCGACGUGACCGGACCAGCGUGGGGGGAAGGAGCCGCGCGGGUGUGUUGUACAUAUGAAAUGCUGCUGUCCGUGUUACUGAUGUUUACAUGAACCACUUAACGUAUCAGGGACUUGACCAAAAUUACUUGAAUAUUACAUUGGAACUUGCCAUAGCUUUUUAUUUAUAAUUUUUUUUUUUUUUUUUUUGAUAUAGUGUAUCCUUUUAUACUGACCUGAAAAAAACAAAACCCAACACCAUUGAAGAGUAAUUAUUGAAUGCUUUUCAUACUGGCUCAGGUUAAAAGCUUAGCAAAAUUGUGCUACUUUGCUUUCAUCCUUUGGGUCCAAAAAGUCUUCCUUUUUCCCCCCUAAUGGACCAUAUUUUCUUGUUUCAGUCAGUGUUAAAAAAACAAAAACUGUGCACGCCACGCAAACAUCUGCGUCCAGUCGUCCGUAAUUGCUUUCCUCCUUUCUAAAGCUUCCAAUUUUCUACUUCCUGUUCGGGGUUUAAACACAUCCAGACUCCUUUUAGGGCCUGCCUGCUGGUUACCAUGGCAAUACCUCAAGACGGCCCCUCAUCCAUUAGUUGUUUCCGACUAAUUGUGGGUGUCUUCUCUGAUGUGAUGGUGGUCAUUUGUCACUUGAAACCCACCCGUUAUUACUUUGAAGGUUCCGACUAGUUUUGUUGGGACUAGUACACACACACACACACACACACACACACACACACACACACACACACACACUAGUCUAGACAUAUUUCACCCACGUUUAUGUACAAUGCGUUUUAUUUCAGCGUGCUUUUACUUUAAGCUUUUUUUUUGGUAAAAGAUUUUUGUUCCUCUUUGCCUCACGACUGAACUUCUUACUGAGAGGUCAAAGGUGCAAUACGUUGUUUCUCUUUGUGAACUGAGCACUGCCAUCACUGUCGGGUGAACGCCACUGCGCCGCCAAGUUGCUGUUGCAUGAACACAAUGACUAUGUUGCAUAUUGCAGCCACCACCUCCAGAGUGAGAGAUGCUACUGGGAAGCCGUUUGUCUUCUUUAAGAUUAGCCUGUUACUGUGCUCCUGUUUGCAUUCUGUGACUGCUGCUGAUUUGACUGGCACCAAACAUCACUGA